Molecule: messenger RNA, 2539 nt
Organism: Rubroshorea leprosula
Lineage: Eukaryota; Viridiplantae; Streptophyta; Magnoliopsida; Malvales; Dipterocarpaceae
Source: the annotation of a GenBank genome assembly
UGAACAGGGCCUGGAUCUAGUUGGAUUUUACAUGGGCCUUAACCUUAGAUCUCAAUUGGAUCCAUCCUAAACCAUACUCCAAAGUCAGAAAGACAUUAAAGUCGCUUCAUUCUAGUCUUCGGUUCCCUUGGCUUCAAAUUAGGGUUUUGCAGUUAUAAAACCUAACCCGCCGCGUCAACACUCUGCCUCUCAGCCCUCUCUUCCUUCUCAAUUUGUUUGAAGAAAUCACGGUUUUUUCUUACGUUUUUCUCAAACCCUUUUGGGUGAUUUCAAGCAUCAAGUGAAAAGAGUUAGGGAGUAUGGUUCAGCAAGAGCAUGUAAAUUUCCUGAUGAUUCAAGAAUCAAAAGUUGAAGUUGCUAAUGACCAGUUAUGUAGAUCAAUUUGGGGGCAAGAUUGUGUCGAGUGGUGUGCAAAAAGUUCGGAUGGAAGAGCUGGUGGUCUCCUCUGCUUAUGGGACCCUAACCUAUUCGAAAGGAUUAAGGUGUUCGAAGGCGAUGGCUUCUUGGGUGUUGAGGCAUCGUGGGGGAAAAACAAAUCAAAAUGCUGCUUUUUGAAUGUAUAUGGUCCCUGUAAUGUGGCUGGUCGUGCAAAACUGUGGGAAGAUUUAUCCAGAUUGAUUGAGGCUCAAAAUUGUUUCUUUUGUAUUGGUGGUGAUUUCAAUUAUGUCAGGGGAUCGCAUGAAAGAAAAGAUGAUGAUAUUCUCAAAAGAAAGGAUGGCUUUGAAGAAGUAUGGUUCUGCCUCAAGAAGAAAGAAAGUUUAUGGCGACAGAAAUCCAGGGCAACUUGGAUCAAAGAGGGGGAUGCGAACACCGGUUUUUUCCACAGAAUUGUUAAUGGUAGAAGAAAGAAGAAUAUGCUCUGGGGGAUUGACAACCAUGGCUCCUGGAUUGAUGACCCUAUACAAUUGAAGCAAAUUAUUAUGGAUCACUUUAGAAACCAACUUUCUUCUCAAUCUUGCCAACAACCAAGACCAUACUUGCAACACCUGCAAUUCAGCAAAUUAAAUGAAGAGGAUAAGAUUACGUUGGAAGAAGAAUUUUCAAAUGAUGAGAUCAGAGAUGUUGUUUUCUCUUGUGCAAGUGACAAAGCUCCAGGGCUUGAUGGUCUGAACUUUCAUUUUGUCAAGACAAUUUGGGGUACAAUUGAAGGGGAUGUUAUCAACUUCAUCAAGGAGUUCCAUCAGAAUGGGAAGCUGGUAAAAGGCCUUAAUUCAUCUUAUAUUAUGUUAGUCCCUAAAAAGAAAAAUCCCACAUCCUUGAAGGAAUUUAGGCCGAUAAGCAUGGUUGGGUGCCUAUACAAAAUCCUGGCUAAGGUGCUUGCUAACAGACUCCAGAAAGUAAUCGGCAAAGUGAUAAGUAGAGGACUAAGACAAGGAGACCCUCUCUCUCCAUACUUAUUUCUUAUUGCUGCUGAAGGCUUGUAUGCUCUUCUCCUUGAGGCAGAGACAAAAGACAUGCUUAAAGGGGUAAUGGUUGAUGAGAAUACUUCAGUUUCUCACCUUCAAUUUGCUGAUGACACUGCUCUCCUCUGUGGGGCUUCUACUAAUUCUGUUUGGGCUAUCAAAUGUACAUUGAGAUGCAUGGCAGCCUUGGCCUUGAAUUGUAAAGCUGGGAAAUUACCUUUUACUUACCUUGGGCUCCCUAUUGGUGGUAACCCACAUCGUCAUAGCUUUUGGAAACUGGUGGUUGCAAAGUUCCGAUCUAAAUUGGCAUCUUGGAAGGGCAAGCUCUUAUCAUUUGGUGGCCGUAUCACGCUUCUCAUGUCAGUACUCUCUGCUCUCCCACUCUUUUACUUCUCUGUUUUUAAGAGUAAGGCCACUCUAGCUAAAUCUAAGAGAGGUCUUGGUAUCCCAAACUUAGCCAUUAGUAACAUUGCCCUCUUAGGAAAAUGGUGGAACAAGUUUUAUAAUGAUGGUGAAAAUGAAAAGCUAUGGAAAAAGAUUGUUAUUAGUAAAUACUAUGCUGGUUCUACAUCAAAUCUUAUCUAUAACACAAUGUCUUCAAGAUUAUCUUCUCUUUGGAAGGAUAUUUUAUCUAUUGACAAGGUAUCCGAUAGAGCAACCAUGUGCUUUUCAAAUGGCUUCACACAUCAGCUUGGUGAUGGCUCUAAAACCAGCUUUUGGAAGGAUAUUUGGCUGGAAAGCUCUCCUUUAAAGCAUGAAUUUCCCCGUCUGUUCAGCCUCACUUUGGACAAGGAAUUGCUAGUUGCUGAUUUGAAACCAACCAAUAGAGAGGGCUGGAAUCUUUAAUGGCACAAAUCCCCUUUUGGAAGAGAACUGGAUGAACUCGAGAUAUUAGAAGACAUUCUUCGAAGUGCUAUUUUAAUUGAAGGCAAGGCAGAUAGAAAAAUUUGGAAGCACUGCCCCUUAGGAUACUCUGCACAAUUGGCAUACUUGUUUCUUGAUGUGUCUCCUCCCAUCCUUGAUGAGAAUAUUUGCAAGUUAAUAUGGAAUCCAUUGAUGCCUGCUAAAGUUAGUGUCUUUGCCUGGCGCCUCUUUUUAAAUCGCCUCCCCACCAAGGAUAAACUCAUACAACAUGG